Molecule: messenger RNA, 1036 nt
Organism: Argentina anserina (silverweed cinquefoil)
Lineage: Eukaryota; Viridiplantae; Streptophyta; Magnoliopsida; Rosales; Rosaceae
Exons: 7
Coding region: 150-818 (222 amino acids)
Source: RefSeq, a predicted model, not a curated record
AGUUCUCCAGUUCCAACAGAAACCGGAUUUGGUCCUUUGGAUGCUUCGUAAAGUCUCGUAACUCGUACCUUAAUCUCUCCGGCGGGACGCUUCAAAUAAAGCCAUAAGGUCAAUAGACACACACACGGCCACUCUCUCCAUUUCUCACAAUGGCUGAUUUUACGGAAGAACUGGAGCCCCUUUUCGAUUACAGCCGCGUGCAGCCUCUCAAUGCCAUCUCCCUCGACGACGACGAUGAUCCGGAUUCUUCUCCUCCGGGCAAUAAGAGAAAGAAGGCCACCGAUUCAGCAGUUGAAAAGGUUGUUGAAAAAGCCAAUGUCGCAGUUACUGAGGACGAGGAGGAGGACUGGCUGAUUCCUCCUCCCAAAGUUGCUAGGACUCCGGGUGAUGAUUCCAUCUUAAAGGCCUUGAGGUUACAGAGGGCAUCAUUUGCUGAGUCGGCUGAAAAUGUGGUCCGGGCUGUGGAGGAGUCUGUGAGGCAAGAACUUCUUAAUUCUUCCCUCCAAACUUCGCCGGAUGCUGCAGCAGCUCCACCUCCAAAGCCCCAAGUUGAAAGAAACAAAGUGGUUAUAUCUGUUCAAGAUAAUGAUGGAAACAAGCAGUUCCGCGUGUUCGCGGAUGACAAGCUUGGUCGGGUAUUCAAACUGUAUGCAGAUAAAGCUAAGCUGGACAUUCAGAGUUUAGUUUUUAAGUUUGAUGGAGAUAAAAUACCUACAGAGGCAACACCUCAAGAUCUGGGGAUGGAGGAUGAUGAUAUUAUCGAAGUACAUCAUAUGGCAAACAAAAAAGGUGUUUCUUCCACCAAGGCAACUCGAUGACCCCAAAUGCUCCGUUUUAAUGGUUGAUGUAUUACUGUAACAACUAUGCGUGUGCUUUCUCCCCAAUUGUAUAGUUGUAGUUCACAUUCAGAAACUUCUUCAGAAUUCUUUACAGGAACAAGUACAAGCUAUAAAGACAUAGCUUGGCUGCUUAAGGAAAGGAAAAACACAUCCUUGUACAAGAUUUUUUCUGAUUAACAGACUAGUUCUUUGUGUCA